GAUCCCCUGGAGAAGCAAAUGGCAACCCACUCCAGUAUUCUUGCCUGAAGAAUCCCACAGACAGAAGAGCCUGGCGACUACUGUCCAUAGGGCCACGUUGUAGUUGCCUCUAUUCCCUGAGACAGGCACUUCUGUACCCACUUUACAGACAAGGAAGCUGACACUCAGAGAGGGUUAGUGAUUUGCCCAAGGUCACACAGCCGUGGCGUGGCAGAUCACCCCACAAGCCCAAGCCCUCCUCCCUGUGCUACCGCACUCGGCUGCCAAUCAGAAUCACCCAGGGAUUGUUCUGAAAGUGACGACUCCCUGGUCUCCCUCAGUAUUACAGAAUCAUCACAGAGAGCUGAGGACUUUGCAGAAUCAGAUCAUUCUUCGGGUGAUUCUGAAGCAGUUCUCAGGAGGGAGUGGCUGCAGACUCCUGCUCCAUACCCAAUAGGGUGAAGGGAACUGCCGGAAGGGAGGCAUCAAGGGCUCCCUCUUUCCCCUCUGGGCGGUGGCUCGAGCUUCCUGGCAGUCCAAAGAGGGGUGCGCCCUGAGCCUCUUCCAUUGGGUACCAGGUCACUGGGGGGCCGGCCCUCCCUGCCUGUCUGGGUCCUCAGGGCGCAGGUGCCUGGGAGAAGAGGGCAACUGAUGCCCAGGCCUAGCCUCUGCCCUUCCUCCCUCCUCCCUGCUCUGAGCUGUCCCCUUCUCCGACCAGAGGAAAUGGAGCGGGCCGGGGGUGGCCCGCUGAGCUCACAUCCUCCACCAGAGCCUAAAUCAGGAGCGCGACCCUUCCACCCCCAGAGCCCGGGCCUGGGAAGAAGGUGGUGGCGCAGGGGAAGUGCCUGGAGCCGCUGCCAGGAACCUAGGACCCUCCGCCCUCCCCGCCAAGGUCCCCAGCCCAGUCACUCGGAGGCUCUCCCCCACCGCCUUUCCGGCCAUUGUUCUGGAAAAAAAAAACCACAUAGAGCCACCCAGGCUGGCCCUGCCCUUGUUCCUGUCACGUUAUCCUGCCACUCCCUGGAGGGACUGCCUCUCGGCCACCCCAGACCGUCCAGGCGGGCGGCAGGUGGAGAGACUUCCCUGUAUUGACCUCCUUGUCCUCACCGAGGCUCAGAGAGGUCCCGGGGCUGGCCAAGGCCACACAGCCGAGCAGAGAGAGAAGAAUCUGAACCACGUGCAUCCUGCUCCUCGGGCCUCUGUUCUGUCCACUGCGCUGAGCGGUGCUGUGUGGCGAGGACUUUCCAAGGGGGCUGCAGGAUGGCUGGGAGCGGCCUCCAGUCCCUCGUGGCUUCAUCACUCCUCAGCUCUUACCUUUUCGGUGCAGCGUCGUUCGGCUCGGCCCUAAACGUAGCUGUCUCCCCGUCUUGUCCUGUGUGCCUCCUGCUGCAGGCUUGGUCCCUCCCUAUUGGAAUGAGGCCCUGUCUUACUGGGGUAUUCAGGGGCCCACUGGGGCCUGGGGGGCAGGCCUGGACCAGCACACUUGGCACCGUGCCCAGCUGGGUUGAGCCGGGCCUCCUCCUCCUCCUUCCCGGCAGGGGUGGGUUCCAGCGGGAGGCAGGGGCCGCCUGUGACAGCACUCUCCUCUUCCCGAGGACCGCCGCCCCCCGCCUCCUGCACCCUGGCUCACAUGUGGAGCACACCUGCAUGAACCCUGUCCCCGAGAGGGGACUGAUCCAGUGUCCUACCCCUGCCCCUUGGUCCUCUUGCCAUUCCUUGCCCUAGGUCAGGGAGCUGUCUGCUAGGAGCCUGUGGGUUCAGAGUCUGCAGUUCCUCCCCUGACAGGGGCUGGUGGGUAGGACUCUACCAGCUUUCACUGGAGACACCGCAUCUCAGGAGUAUGGGCUAACAUGUAAGGAGCGCUAAAUGCUGAUAGCUCCCGUUUUUCAUGAGGGUCAGGCAUUGUACUCACAGCCCUCAUGCGUGGCUUCUGUGAUCAGCCCGUUUUACAGAUGAGGACCCUGAACCUGAGAGGUUAAGUGACUUUCCGCAGAUCACACAAGCUCCUUGGCUCCACGAAGAGGCUCAAUGUCAACUACCAGGAUGCUGAUGGCUUUUCGGCUCUCCACCAUGCCGCCCUGGGGGGCAGCCUGGAGCUCAUUGCCCUGCUGCUGGAGGCUCAGGCCACCGUGGAUAUCAAGGACAGCAAUGGCAUGCGCCCACUGCACUACGCGGCCUGGCAGGGCCGCCUGGAGCCUGUGAGGCUGCUGCUGCGCGCCUCUGCGGCCGUGAACGCUGCCUCACUGGACGGGCAGAUCCCACUGCACCUGGCUGCCCAGUACGGACACUAUGAAGUGUCAGAAAUGCUCCUCCAGCAUCAGUCCAACCCGUGCCUGGUCAACAAGGCCAAGAAGACGCCCUUGGACUUGGCCUGUGAGUUUGGACGGCUCAAGGUGGCCCAGCUGUUGCUGAAUAGCCAUUUAUGCGUGGCACUGCUGGAGGGGGAGGCCAAGGACCCGUGCGACCCCAACUACACCACGCCCCUGCACUUGGCUGCCAAGAACGGCCACAGAGAGGUUAUCAGGCAGCUCCUGAGAGCUGGGAUUGAGAUCAACCGCCAGACCAAAACAGGCACAGCGCUCCACGAGGCCGCGCUGUAUGGCAAGACUGAGGUGGUGCGGCUGCUCCUGGAGGGCGGGGUGGAUGUGAACAUUCGGAACACGUAUAACCAGACGGCGCUGGACAUCGUGAAUCAAUUCACCACUUCCCAGGCCAGCCGGGAGAUUAAGCAGCUAUUGCGGGAGGCCUCAGGGAUCCUGAAGGUCCGGGCCCUCAAGGAUUUCUGGAACCUCCACGACCCCACUGCCCUCAAUGUCCGGGCAGGGGACGUCAUCACGGUGCUUGAACAGCAUCCAGACGGCCGCUGGAAGGGCCACAUCCACGAGAGCCAGAGGGGCACCGACCGCGUGGGCUACUUUCCCCCAGGCAUCGUCGAGGUGGUCAGCAAGCGGGUGGGUGUCCUGGCACCCCGCCUCCCCUCUGUGCCCACCCCCCUGCGCCCAGGCUUCUCCAGGACGCCACAGCCCCCUGCCGAGGAGCCCCUGCACCCCCUCACCUAUGGCCAGCUGCCCCGGGUGGGCCUCAGCCCAGACAGCCCAGCAGGUGACAGGAACAGCGUGGGCAGCGAGGGCAGCGUGGGCAGCAUCCGCAGUGCUGGCAGCGGGCAGAGCUCCGAGGGCACCAAUGGCCACAGCACUGGCCUCCUUAUCGAGAACGCCCAGCCGCUGCCCUCUGCCGGAGAGGACCAGGUGCCUCCAGGACUACAGCCCCCGUCCCUGGCAGACAACCCGAACCACCGCCCUCUGGCCAACUAUCGCUCGGGGGAGCAGCACUUCACCCAGGACGUGAGGCCUGAGCAGCUGCUGGAGGGGAAGGAUGCUCAGGCCAUUCAUAACUGGCUGAGCGAGUUCCAGCUGGAGGGCUACACUGCCCACUUUCUGCAGGCCGGCUACGACGUGCCAACCAUCAGCCGCAUGACGCCUGAGGACCUGACGGCCAUUGGGGUGACCAAGCCUGGGCACAGGAAGAAGAUCGCCUCGGAGAUCGCCCAGCUGAGCAUCGCCGAGUGGUUGCCCAACUACAUCCCAGCGGACCUGCUGGAGUGGCUGUGCGCCCUGGGGCUGCCGCAGUACCACAAGCAGCUGGUGAGCAGUGGCUACGACUCCAUGGGGCUGGUGGCUGACCUCACCUGGGAGGAGCUGCAGGAGAUCGGCGUCAACAAGCUCGGUCAUCAGAAGAAGCUCAUGCUGGGGGUGAAGCGGCUGGCUGAGCUCCGGCGGGGCCUACUGCAGGGGGAGUCUCCGGGGGAAGGCGGCCGCCGGCUGGCCAGGGGCCCGGAGCUGAUGGCCAUUGAGGGGCUGGAGAACGGGGACGGGCCCCCUGUGGCCAGCCCACGCCUCCUCACCUUCCAGGGCGGCGAGCUGAGCCCCGAGCUCCAGGCGGCCAUGGCAGGGGGCGGCCCCGAGCCACUCCCCCUGCCCCCUGCCCGCUCCCCCAGCCAAGAGAGCAUUGGGGCCCGCUCACGGGGGUCUGGUCACUCGCAGGAACAGCCUGCCCCUCAGCCGGGUGGUGGGGACCUCAACGCCCCACAGGAGAGGAAUCUUCCGGAGGGCACAGAGCGGCCCCCUAAACUCUGUUCCCCACUUCCUAGCCAAGGGCCCCCGCCUUACGUUUUCAUGUACCCCCAGGCCUCACCCUCCAGCCCGGCCCCUGGGCCGCCUCCGGGCGCUCCCCGGGCCUUCUCCUACUUGGCCGGCUCCCCGGCCACUCCUCCAGACCCCCCGCGGCCCAAGCGCCGGUCCCACAGCCUGAGCCGCCCUGGCCCAGCCGAGGGGGAGGCCGACGGGGAGGCCGAAGGGCCAGUGGAUAGUGCCCUGGGCAGCUACGCCACCCUCACUCGGCGACCAGGACGCAGCACCCUCGCCCGGACCAGCCCCAGCCCAACCCCAACGCGGGGGGCUCCCCGCAGCCAGUCCUUUGCCCUCCGGGCUCGCCGCAAAGGCCCUCCGCCCCCGCCCCCCAAGCGCCUCAGCUCCGUCUCUGGCUCCACCCCGGAGCCCCCACCACCGGAUGGAAGCCUGGGGCCCAAGGAAGGGGCCACAGGGCCCCGGAGGCGAACACUGAGCGAACCCACAGGCCCCUCGGAGCCGCCUGGCCCACCUGCCCCGGCCGGCGCCGCAUCGGACACGGAGGAGGAGGACCCGGGGCCCGAGGGGACACCCCCGUCUCGGGGCAGCUCAGGGGAAGGGCUCCCCUUUGCAGAGGAGGGGAACCUGACUAUCAAACAGCGGCCCAAGCCGGCAGGACCCCAACCCCGGGAGACGCCGGUGCCCACCGGCCUUGACUUCAACCUCACAGAGUCAGACACUGUUAAACGGAGGCCCAAGUGCCGGGAGAGGGAGCCACUGCAGACGGCACUCCUGGCCUUUGGAGUGGCGGGCGCCACGCCCAAUGCCCCUGCCCCCCAGCCCUCGCAGACCCCCAGCGAGUCCCCCGCGGCCUCUCCCAGCCCUCCCCGGCCUGACCUGAGCAGCCUUCCCACCCCCGGAGCUCCAGCCCCUCUCCCCACCAGCCCCCCGGCCCAGCCCCCUGGGCCGGCCCUGGAAAAUAGUCGGCGGCCUGGGGAGACUGAGCCCCCGGCUGCCCCCGCUGCCCUCAUCAAGGUGCCCGGAGCAGGAACAGCCCCCAAGCCUGUGUCGGUGGCCUGCACCCAGCUGGCAUUUUCCGGCCCUAAGCUGGCUCCCCGGCUCGGUCCCCGCCCGGUGCCCCCUCCAAGGCCAGAGAGCGCGGGGGCCGCAGGCCCGGGCCGGGCCCAGCAGAGACUGGAGCAGACCAGCUCAUCGCUGGCAGCUGCACUGCGGGCCGCGGAGAAGAGCAUUAGCGCAGAGGAGCGAGAGGGCGCCCCCGGCGCCUCCGCCAAGCACAUCCUAGAUGACAUCAGCACCAUGUUUGACGCCCUGGCUGACCAGCUGGACGCCAUGUUGGACUGAGCCGGACAUGCCGGCGGCCUUCGGCGGCCCCCACUGCUGCCUCCCACAGCGCCCGCUGCCUCCCACAGCGCCCGCUGCCUCCCCCAGCGCAGAAGACACCCCUGCCGCCCGAGCGGGGCCCCUCCUGCCGCCCCCAGCCUGCGGCCUUCCCCACAGCAGCCCCAUGUGGAGCAGAGAGGACUUUUCAGAACCUGACGUCUCAGCAAAGCCCCCUUAUCCCUGCAAUGUGUGAUCUGACGGGAGGACCCUGCUUCUCAGACAGGGACCCUGGUAAGAGCUUCCUAUCCAGGAAGAGUGGUGGCCGGGCUUCUGGGGUGCCUUCUCUGUCCACCCCCAACCUGUGUCUCAGGUGCCUGUGCCAAGGUCCCCUGGCCACCCGCCGUGCAGUCCUGGCGCCCUGAGAGGCUGGAGGCCGCGGUGUGUCUGGCCGGGCCCCGGCAGGUGCACACAGGACGUGUCAAGGGCCGGGGCCUGCUCUCACCAUCAGCGGCACAGCCCGCCUCGGGCCCCGGCUCUGCCUGCCCUCAGCGAGGCAAAGCUGUCUGCGGCAGGGCCGGUGGAAUUAACGGAUCCCUUGAACAGAUCCCCAGAGUCCAAACGUUUCCAACUGUAAAUGUUAUUUUUUAAGCAGAGAGAAAUGCAUAUAUUUUAAAUGGAAUUUAUUCUAUCUAUAACUGCCUGUGAGGACGAAGUGGUGGGGGUGGGGGGCUUCGGACCACAGUGAGAGCACCCACUGCCCGCCAUGGGGCUGGAUGCCUGACCUGCCUGGCCAAGGCCCCGGCUCUGUAAGCAUUUAACCUCUUCCCCCAACUAACACCAAUGAAAGUGUCAUUCCACGA
Molecule: messenger RNA, 6307 nt
Organism: Odocoileus virginianus texanus
Lineage: Eukaryota; Metazoa; Chordata; Mammalia; Artiodactyla; Cervidae
Source: RefSeq, a predicted model, not a curated record